This is a messenger RNA of Penicillium taxi, 1722 nucleotides long. RefSeq names its product alpha/beta hydrolase. Lineage: Eukaryota; Fungi; Ascomycota; Eurotiomycetes; Eurotiales; Aspergillaceae. The transcript has 5 exons. Bases 1 to 1722 code for a protein of 573 amino acids. The record is from RefSeq and is a predicted model, not a curated record.
AUGAACUACAACAGUACUGAUUGCAAAGGGCGGAAAUUCACUUUGGCUAUUGUGCGAGUCCCAGCAAAGGUGCCGGUAAGUGAUCCUCGAUAUGGGGGUGCAGUCUUGAUCAACCCUGGCGGCCCUGGUGGCUCUGGGACAUUGCAAGCGUUCAUAUCAGGCCGAAACCUCCAAACAAUCAUUGAUGCAGAAGAUCACCCAGAUGAUGGGCCAGUCAAGAAAGAAGAUAAGUAUUUCGAUAUCAUUGGCUUUGAUCCUCGUGGUGUGGGCUCUACUACGCCUGCAGUAGCAUGCUUCCCUGAUCCAAACUCUCAGCGAAAUUGGGAGCUACAGGUGGAAGCUGAGGGCAUGCUGGGAAGCCGUCCUGACUCACUGUGGAGAAAUUGGCAAUAUACCCAGGCCUUGAACUCGGGAUGUUCGGUUUGGGAAAUGACUGCCACCCAUGAGAAUGAGACUAUGAUGUCAUAUUUGAACACGCCGCUAGUUGCGCAAGAUAUGAUCACCAUUAUUGAACGCCAUGGAGAGUGGCGAGAGGCAGAGGGAAAAAAAGCACAGGCGACUCAUGAUAAAUGUCAUGGUGCUGACAAGACUCAAUCGAUUAUUAAAAGAACCCGAUGGCAUCGAAACGAAGAGCCCCUAUUUUUCUGGGGAAGAUCAUACGGUACUCUCUUAGGUGCGACAUUUGCCGCCCUCUUUCCAGACCGGGUUGCGCGCGCUGUUCUAGAUGGUGUUGUCAAUAUGGACAAGUACUAUAGAGACACCGGCCCGAACGUGGUCAUGGACGCUGACGCCAUAUUCGAUCGCUUUGGCUUCUACUGCGAUGCCGCUGGCCGCGAUGCAUGUCCAUUCUACAUCGAGGGAGGCCCGGAAGCCAUUAAGAACACAUACUGGACAAUUGAAGAGCAAGUAUUAAACAUGUCGAACCCAGUCAUGGCCUCAUUCACCAGAGGACCUGAAGUUGUUACGUGGACUGACCUGAAAGCUCUUCUUCGUGCUGCUAUCUACCAGCCACUGCUCUCGUUUCGACUAUUUGCCGACACGAUGGGUGCUCUGGCAGAGGGUAACUUUAUUCCCAUGGCAGACUUCAAGCAUCGCAGCCACUUUAGCGCUUGCGCUUCUAGUGCAUGUAGUAUUGCGGGUCCUUGGUCACCUGCGUGUGUUGAUACCCAGGAUAACUCACUGUAUGCCAGCUCUGCUAUUAUGUGCACCGAUGCAGAAUACCUGACUGAGCAUACUGUCGAGACUUUUCAAAAGAACUGGGAUGGACUGAAGGCUGACAGUGCUACACUUGGAGAUUACUGGUCUCAACUACAACUAGCGUGUGUGGGAUGGAAAGCUAAGGCGAAGUACAGAUUCGACGGGCCAUGGGGUAGUGUGACUGCUCACCCUAUGUUAUUAGUCUCAAAUAUCCUUGACCCAGUAACACCUCUAUGGAGUGCAAAGCAUAUGUCGAAACUAUUCCCUGGAUCUUCUGUCCUUCAGCAGGACUCAGAAGGGCAUACUACAAUUGCAGCACCUUCCAUCUGUGUCGCAAAGGAAAUCCGUAAAUACUUCCAGACUGGUAUUUUACCCCAGAGCGGCACUCUCUGUGCGGCCGAUGUGAAGCCGCUUAUAGGUCACGAUCAAGCAAAGCUUCAAGGUCUCAGUCCUUCCGACCAAAGUCUUCUAGAUGUGCUGAUAGCAGAGGUCGAACAUGGAUUUCGGCCUCAUCAAUUUCUAUGA